AUGUUUGAAGUAGACUGGAAGGGUCUUAUCCUUCCCUUGGCUUAUGUCCUCGUCCUCGGCGGCACGUUCGUAACCUUCUCUACGGUCUACAGGCAACGGAAGGCUGCCCAGAGCGCUAACCUCGCUCCCUGGUUCCCUCCGCACCUCCAACGAAAUGUCUAUCUGUCCCUGCUGCACCUCGAGCCCGAGGAGGGCAGUUCCGAAAAGACGCCCAAGGUUCCCGAUAGCGUCCUGCGCGCAGCACUUCUCCGCCGCGCUGUAGAGGAUAUUCACCGCCUCGUUCAAAUUCGGACUGGAAAACAGGCAUGCGCAUCGCUGCUACAACGAGGGAGUGUCGGCGAUGAUCUGUUCCAGCGCUUCACUCGUGCUGAACAGGAGAUGGAGGCUGAGCUGAGGGACGUCGUUAUGGAGGCCAAUGCGCUUGCACCCAACUGGGGCCAGACCAUCUUCCAGUCUGCCAACGAGAUCGCCGCCAAUGCCAUGUUGCGCACACGGCUCGACGAGAUCCAGGCCCAAGCCGACGCCGAGAAGGAGUGGUGGGAGAAGCGCCGCGCCAGCAUCUCGCAAGACUUCAUGAAGGAGCUCGACGAGGACGAGUCAGCCAAGAAUACUGCCUCUUCCGGAAAGGCAGCGACAGUGGGCAGCGACGACGAGGCAGUCCUAGUCGAGUCCAGCACUCCUGCAACCACCCCAUCAUCCGCAUCCAAGAAGAAGAAGGGCAAGAAAUAG
This is a messenger RNA of Thyridium curvatum, 729 nucleotides long. RefSeq lists its product as uncharacterized. Gene Ontology annotation, biological process: post-translational protein targeting to membrane, translocation. Lineage: Eukaryota; Fungi; Ascomycota; Sordariomycetes; Thyridiales; Thyridiaceae. The record is from RefSeq and is a predicted model, not a curated record. Gene Ontology annotation, cellular component: Sec62/Sec63 complex. Bases 1 to 729 code for a protein of 242 amino acids. The transcript has 3 exons.